AGCCCUCUACAGAGCCGUCAUGCAGGAGAAUUAUGAGACUGUGACCUCGCUGGGGUUUGCAGUUCCUAAACCUGAUGUGAUCUCCCAGCUGGAACAAGGGGACGACCCCUGGGUCCCAGACCUCCAGGGCUCAGAGGAACAAGAGAUCCUGAGAGGUGCCCUCACAGGUGGUGGGAUGGUGAGUGAGACUGAGGAACAGAACCCGCAGCAGAAGGCUGCUGAGCAUGUGGAACGGCACGGGGUACUGUUGCGAAGAUCCAAACGGAAGGUGUCCAGUAGUCAUGAGCAGCAAAAAAGUGGUGAGAGUCAGCACAGGCCAGAGAGGCAGCAGGGAAACCAGCCAGAAGAGAAAGUGGGUAAAUCCAUUAAUAGUCAGGGAACUCACAAGGAUCUCAAGGGAACCACAGGCCAGCACAGAAUCCUCACAGGAGAGAGAAAAAAAUCCUGCACGGAGUGUGGGAAAAACUUCCGUAGACGUGCAGACCUUAUUAAUCAUGAGAGAAUCCACACAGGAGAGAGACCCUAUGAAUGUAGUCAGUGUGGGAAAACCUUCACUCAGAGUUCAGCCCUUACUAGGCAUCAGAGAAUCCAUACAGGGGACAGACCCUAUGAAUGCUGCGAAUGUGGGAAAAACUUCUCUGACAGAUCAACCCUUAUUCAGCAUCAGAGAAUCCACACAGGGGAGAGACCCUAUAAAUGCAGUGAAUGUGGGAAAAGCUUCACUGACAGCUCAGCCCUGAUUCAACAUCAGAGAAUCCACACGGGGGAGAGACCCUAUAAAUGCUGUGAGUGUGGGAAAAACUUCACUCAGCGCUCAACCCUUAUUACACAUCAGAGACUUCACACAGGAGAGAGACCUUAUGAAUGCUGCGAGUGCCAGAAAAACUUUAGUAAUUGCUCAGCACUUAUUUAUCAUCAGCGAAUCCACACAGGAGAAAGACCCUAUGAAUGCUGUGAGUGCGGGAAAACCUUCACUGACAGCUCAACCCUUGUUACACACCAGAGAAUCCACACAGGAGAGAGACCGUAUGAAUGCCAUGAGUGUGGGAAAAGCUUCACUGCCAGCUCAACCCUUGUUACACAUCAAAGAAUCCAUACUGGGGAGAGACCCUAUGAAUGUUGUGAGUGUGGGAAAAGCUUCACUCAGCGCUCAACCCUUAUUACACACCAGAGAAUUCACAUAGGCGAGAGACCCUACAUAUGCUAUGAGUGUGGGAAAAGUUUCACUGACACCUCAACCCUUAUUACACAUCAAAGAAUCCACAGCGGAGAGAGACCGUAUGAAUGCAGUGAGUGCGGGAAAAGCUUCACUCAGAGCUCAGCCCUUAUUACGCAUCAGAGAAUCCACAGCGGAGAGAGACCGUAUGAAUGCUGUGAGUGCGGGAAAAGCUUCACUCGGAGCUCAGCCCUUCUUUAUCAUCAGAGAAUCCACAAGAGAUAGGAACACCAUAAAAACCUUGUCUAAAGCCGACAAAAGAUUUGUUUUUAUCUUUAAUAGUUUUGCUAAUUUCCACAUAGUGAACUUUAAAGCUAUUUGCACCAUUUCCUUCACUGUGGUCCCUCAGCUCCCCCAGGUGAGUUGUCUGUU
Messenger RNA from Chrysemys picta bellii (western painted turtle), 1588 nucleotides. NCBI's taxonomy places the organism in Eukaryota, Metazoa, Chordata, Testudines, Emydidae. The record is from RefSeq and is a predicted model, not a curated record.